This is a messenger RNA of Knipowitschia caucasica, 678 nucleotides long. Lineage: Eukaryota; Metazoa; Chordata; Actinopteri; Gobiiformes; Gobiidae. The record is from the annotation of a GenBank genome assembly.
AUGAAACCGAGCUUUGGGCACCAGAGGAGGAACGACACCAGAGGAGAAUCUACACCAGAGGAGAAUCUACACCAGAGGAGGGACGGCACCAGAGGAGGGACGGCACCAGAGGAGGGACGACACCAAAGGAGGGACGGCACCAGAGGAGGGACGGCACCAGAGGAGGGACGGCACCAGAGGAGGAUCUACACCAGAGGAGAAUCUACACCAGAGGAGGGACGGCACCAGAGGAGGAUCUACACCAGAGGAGGGACGGCACCAGAGCCGGGACGGCACCAGAGGAGGGACGGCACCAGAGGAGGGACGGCACCAGAGGAGGAUCUACACCAGAGGAGGGACGGCACCAGAGGAGGAUCUACACCAGAGGAGGGACGGCACCAGAGGAGGGACGGCACCAGAGGAGGAUCUACACCAGAGGAGGGACGGCACCAGAGAAGGGACGGCACCAGAGGAGGAUCUACACCAGAGGAGGAUCUACACCAGAGGAGGAUCUACACCAGAGGAGGAUCUACACCAGAGGAGGAUCUACACCAGAGGAGGAUCUACACCAGAGGAGGAUCUACACCAGAGGAGGAUCUACACCAGAGGAGGAUCUACACCAGAGGAGGAUCUACACCAGAGGAGGGUCGGCGCCACGCAGAGUUUUUGAGUUUGCACAGUCCACUGGAAGAGGCCUAA